AUGGCGUCCGCGGAGUCGGUGUGGAGGAGCCUGCAGAGGGGUGAAAAUCUAUCCAAGUUUGUUCCCACGCUCUUGGUGUCCAAGCUCGGACCGAAGCAGUACGGUUCGACGGAGACGGAGGUGCGUUUACUGGCGUUAGACUACACACUGUUCACGCCGAGAAUGCUGAACACGGUGAGCGUGAGGAUCGUGGACAAGUCCAAGGCUUUCGUGGCGCGCAACGUGGACGAGAGGAGUGACUUCACGCUAGUCGGUUCGUUUUGUAUCUUUCCAAUUUUUGGCGAGUCGUAUAAGUGUCGCAUUGAGUAUCGGGCCGAACUCAAGCCGCUGAAUUACACAGUUCCGAGCGCGCUCUUGCGGAGAGCCGUGGAGGAUAGCAUACCGUUCGUAAUAGCGAGCCUCACGAAGCAGGCUGUGAAGAAUGACCAAAGAAGACUGCGGUCACCGGCAAUUUUUGCAGAGCUCGAAACGUCACCGUUCUCCACAUCGAAGGAGCUCGCACCGAAACCGACAGAUUCACUCACACCCUCGGGUUAUCUUGGUUUAAGCGAGGUAAGCGUACCAUCGUCGAAUGUAGAUUCGAGUCAAGACGAAGAAACGACGGCCAGUACCGUGCGCAUGCGUCCACGGGGAGAGCAGGGCAUCACUCCGAAAGCAAAUGUUCCCAAGAGCUGGCGAGCAAUUGGUGGGGGCUCUCCUGGUGAGAAAUGGUUCUCGAGCGACAUCACUACGUUUGAGAACCCAGGCGCACUCGAGGUUCACAUGCGUCGAUACGACACCGAGAGUUUACUGCACAGGCGAGCUCUAGCGGCGGUUCGCGUAGAGGCUCCUCCGGCGCUCAUUUGGGAUUUGCUGACGACAUAUGAAAACAUGCCCCAGUAUGUCCCUCAUCUCAUGCACGUCGAGUUCAUUCAACGCUAUAAUGCGAAAAUCAAUCCAAGCGAAGGCGAGGACGUGAAGAGAUUGCGUUUGAGACACGUCUUCGUGAAAUGUGAGCUCUUUCACGCGGUUGAGGAGGCAGUGGGCAUGGACGUGGUGCAAAAGGAUGAUCGCACGGAGUUGCAGUUUCGAAUCUUGCAAAAUCCAAAGUUCGGCGCACUCCAAGGGAAGUGGCUCGUCGUUCCCACGGAGGAUUCCAAAGCAUCCGUGUUGAAGUUCGCCAUCGAGGGCGUGGUUAGACGUGAGAACGACAUGGGAGCUAAAGUCUUGGACCCACUCAACGAGCGCAUAGUGUUCGAGGAAAUUUCCACCAUGCUCAAACAGGCGAGAGAUUUCAUGGAGAACAUCGCGAACAUGGAGGUCGAGUCGUUUGGAAGUGUUAACAUAAAAAUUGCCGAUCUCGUGCUCAAGGGAGAGGGGAUGUCAGUGGACGAAGAGGACAUAGUGGAAGAGCAGACGUCCGGGACACUCUCGUCCUCGGUCGUCAAGCGUCGCUCAGAAGACUCUGAGGAAAUGUUGCGCGCUCUUAGAGAAGAGCUCAUCGGUCUCGGCUUUGGCGAGGAUGGUUUGAUGCCAACGCGAGAACAACUUCGCGCAGGGCGUCAUUGGGUGGCGAUUGAGAAGAUAGAGAGUCUUGGAGGCUUUGUCCGAGUGGCUCAAAAAAUGGAUUGGACAGGUGCUAAGACGCGUCCUCGCGGAUACUGGAGUCUGAACACGCUGGAACUGGAGAUAAAUGAAUUUAUCGCUAACUCCGAUGUUCCGAGCGUGCGAGAAAACCCUGGCGUCAUGCCGUCUCAGAAAGUUUUUCGAGAAGCUGGUCGAGCGGACAUCGUCAACGCACUGAAGCGUUUUGGCGGCGCGGGCAAAGUCGCGACGCGCAUGAACCUCGAGUUCAAGAGAGCGAGCAAGCCAACAAGAAAAUAG
Messenger RNA from Ostreococcus tauri, 1863 nucleotides. Its product is annotated as Streptomyces cyclase/dehydrase. The record is from RefSeq and is a predicted model, not a curated record. Bases 1 to 1863 code for a protein of 620 amino acids. The transcript is spliced from 2 exons. Lineage: Eukaryota; Viridiplantae; Chlorophyta; Mamiellophyceae; Mamiellales; Bathycoccaceae.